AGUUGAAUCAUCAUAGGGGUGACAGUAAAUGCUGCCUGAAAAACUUUUGGGAGACAGUCCCUUCAGUAUAAGGAGCUAGCAUGUGAUGGCUGGUGCAGAAAUACUGCUGGUUUAUGGAAACUGGAAGCCUUAAAAUUGGUACCAUAAGUUCUUGCUGCUCCGCUGAAUAUCUGAUAUGAUAAAUAGGUUGGUUAAUGAGUUUUAAUAUACCAGUGUGAUAUCCUCGGGAUGGAUGAAUAAUAUCUCAGAGUGAGAGACACAAUGACUAAGAAGGACUUUGGUUUCUCCUACACAUACAAUUUUGCUUAUGUUACCCUUCUGUUUUUCUUGCAGCUAAAGUUUAGAACUCUCAGGGUGAAAUAUGGGAAAUUAUGUUCCCUAAGAGAAGAUGAAAAAGAUACUUCAUGCAUGGAGUCUGCAAGGAAGGAGACAACUGCCGCUACUCCCAUGACCUCUCCACCAGUCAGUCUGCCAUGGUGUGCAGGUAUUACCAGCGAGGAUGCUGUGCUUAUGGAGAUCAUUGCAGAUAUGAACAUACCAAGCCACUAAUACAGGAAGAAGUGACUGAUGUUAACCCAGAGGCAGAAAUCUAUCCAUCAGUGUCCUCAGAGUUCGCAUCGCUCCCUGAAACAGUUGAAGAAUUUAUUGCUGAGAUAGAAGAUGAAAAUACAGAUCUGGCAGCGACAGGAGUAGGGGCUGAAGACUGGGUGAAUGCAGUGGAGUUUGUCCCUGGGCAGCCAUACUGUGGACGUGGUCCCCUUCAGGUCCUGGAAGGUUGCAGUAAGGUCACCCCGGAGCCUUCUCUUCUCCAGGCCGAACAACCCCAGCUCUCUGAGCCUUUCCUCAUAGGGGAGGUGUUCCAUCCCUCUAACCAUCUUCAUGGUCCUCAACUAGCUGCUCCUUUCUGUGCUGAAGCACCCUUGCAGGAAAUGGUGAUUGAAGAAGAAUACGAGAAGCAGCAGGCAGAUGUGGAGAUGAAGAAGGAGCUGUGCCCCUACGCUGCAUUAGGAGAAUGUCGUUAUGGAGAAAACUGCGUGUAUAUCCAUGGGGACGUGUGUGAUAUGUGUGGCCUGCAGGUCUUGCAUCCCAUUGAUGCUGCACAGAGAUCUCAGCACAUAAAGUCUUGCAUUGAAGCUCAUGAGAAGGACAUGGAGCUUUCCUUUGCCGUCCAGCGUAGUAAAGACAUGGUGUGCGGGAUCUGCAUGGAGGUGGUGUAUGAGAAAGCUAAUCCUAGCGAGCGCCGCUUUGGGAUCCUGUCCAACUGCAGCCACACUUACUGUCUCAAGUGCAUCCGCAAGUGGAGGAGUGCUAAACAAUUUGAGAGCAAGAUUAUAAAGUCCUGCCCAGAAUGUCGGAUCACGUCUAACUUUGUCAUUCCAAGUGAGUACUGGGUGGAGGAGAAGGAAGAGAAGCAGAAACUCAUUCAGAAAUACAAGGAGGCAAUGAGCAACAAGCCAUGCAGGUAUUUUGAUGAAGGCCGUGGGAGCUGUCCAUUUGGAGGGAACUGUUUUUACAAGCAUGAAUAUCCUGAUGGCCGCCAAGAGGAGCCACAAAGACCCAAAGUAGGAACCUCAAGUAGAUACCGGGCCCAGCGGAGGAAUCGGUUCUGGGAUUUCAUCGAGGAGCGAGAGAACGGUGAUCCCUUUGAAACCGACGAGGAUGAGGUGGUGACCUUUGAGCUUGGUGAGAUGUUGCUUAUGCUGUUGGCAGCCGGAGGUGAUGAUGAGCUAACGGAUUCUGAGGACGAGUGGGACUUAUUUCAUGAUGAGCUGGAAGAUUAUUAUGAUUUGGAUCUAUAGCACCUGUCUGUGGAGUGUGGACUGUUGUCUUGGCUUCAGGCAGUAGCUAUUACCUGUGGUGUUGUGGCAGUGCCUGUGUUUCUCCUAGGCAGGCCGAUCAAUUCCAGGUGCUGUUGUAAUAACUUUUACCCAGGGUCUGUCUCUUCCCUUCCCCUCCUUUCCCACCCCAGGAGUGUUGUUUUUCCUCUGUUUCAACAAAUAACAAUAAAUAAAUCUUUAAAAUGUUAGUUUUUGUAAAAAUAAAUUUAACUGUCAAACAGUUAGCUUAGGUUUGUUGCUUCAUCUGUGUACCCAACAGAGUUCACCCAGUUCCAGGGUUAAAGUGUUUACAGGACUUCCACACUCAUUUUGAGAGCCCAGAUACAAAAAUGAGCAGUGGCCAUGCAGUGGGGAUGUAAAUUGGCUGAUGGCCUUUAUUCUGUCUUUGUACCAAUAUUUCUGAUUUCAGGCCAGAUACAAAUAUUCUUUCUGGAAUCAGCUCCGUUCCAGCCCCCUCAUGUACACGUCUUCAUUUGUGACUUUUGGUCUCUGUUUACUUGCACAUUACUAUUACUACUGUGUAACCAGAACCAGGUGUGAACGUUCUGGAUUUUUACUGUGUUUAGCAUGAAAGGAAAAUGUCUUUGUGAAAGGAGAACUCUCUAUGUGUAUAUACAGAUAAAUGUAGAGUUGGACCUCAAGGAUGGGGAGACUCUGUGUAAGUUAAAAAUAACAAAACCAUCUUUCACCCCCUCUUGGUGCAUGAAGUCUUGUCUCCAAUUGGACGUGAAACUGGUCUAAUGGUCUCAGCCCAGACUGGGAAACGAUCCUGACUAUGGUUAACUUGAUAGAUGGCACUCCCUAAUACACCAGCUCUCUUUCAUGUGUAUGAUUAGGGUUGUCCAGGAGCAGAAAUCCGGUUAGCCAAGGUGGGGUCAGAGGAACACCAGAGAGGACCCUUUAGCUUUAUCGCUCUGUAAGUUUUAGAACUUCAUGUAAACACUUAAGCCGUGAGCUUUGCUAGAAACUCGCUGUGCCUCCCAGCUGCUUUGAGGUACUUGUGCCUCUCUGCAGCCGAGUUGGGCAGGUUGCCUGGUAAAGCUGUUCAGUUUAUGUGAGUUACUGCUUACAAAGGCAGUUGUGCAGUUUCUGGCUGUAAUUUGCAUUGAGAAAUUACUUUGCCACCAAAGCCCCAGCACAGGAAUUUUAACCUUGCAUUACAUUAUUGCUGUUUUUUAUUGACUUGUGGAUGCCCCGUGAUCUGUUCUCCUGCUGCUCUUGUCCCCUAGACUGCCUCUCCUUUCACUUUUAAAUGGAAUGAGAAAUUGUUCUGAGGUCUAUAACGUAUUGUUUUGCAGCUGCCUUUUGUAAGAAGCACUUUUCCCAAAUAAAAAAAGUAAAAAAAAAAUUAAUCAAGAA
This is a messenger RNA of Vidua macroura (Pin-tailed whydah), 3197 nucleotides long. It is a transcript of the gene MKRN1, whose product is annotated as makorin ring finger protein 1. NCBI's taxonomy places the organism in Eukaryota, Metazoa, Chordata, Aves, Passeriformes, Viduidae. The record is from RefSeq and is a predicted model, not a curated record. The coding region runs from base 405 to 1799 and encodes 464 amino acids. Gene Ontology annotation, biological process: protein polyubiquitination. The transcript has 9 exons. Gene Ontology annotation, molecular function: ubiquitin protein ligase activity; metal ion binding.